UAUUUUUCAUAGCUGCUUCGUCAUGCUUUUUUUUAGCUAUUAGCAGCACAUUUGCUAUUCCUUUGCCUUUUUUAAAACUUUUCUUCUUUCCAACUUGUUUCCAUGAUAUUCUAUCUUUUUGCAAUGUAACAAAAAAGUAUUAAAAUAACACAGCACACGAGCCAACUCGUCAGAAACACAUUUUUAUAAAUUGUGCGAACGUGAAAAUGCUCAGAGCCCGGAUAGCUCAGUCGGUAGAGCAUCAGACUUUUAAUCUGAGGGUCCAGGGUUCAAGUCCCUGUUCGGGCGAUAGUUUUUUUUGUUUUAGUUUUUCUUUUUCCUUUGCCCCGUAACAUUGAAAGUGAUAGAUAACGUGAUCUGUGUUUGAAGUUUUACAUACAUAUACAAAAAAAUAUUUCCCAUACUCGUUUUUAAUGCAAACUUGCUUCCAAAACAUGUUACAUAUCUGUACUGUACUUCGGCCUGUGUGAGAUUUGCGGCCCUAUUGUGUGAGUGUAAACAUUUACGGUCUAUGAUUACAAAUAAUUUGAUCUGACUAAGUGAACACUGAAGUCAAGCGUUGGUAAGCUUAGCUUCAGUAGACACAUAACAGUACUCCUGAUAUGUGAAUCAUACAACCAAAUCCUCUGAUUGCUGGGGAUGUAUGGCACGUAUUAAACCAUUUCAUUUAAGGCCAGUCAUUGAUUCAGAGCUGUUAUUAUUCACAGUGAGACCUCACAUUAUCCGACUGUCGGGGUUGUUGUUUAUGAAAGCGUCCAACUAAUUUGGGGAUUAAAUGCACUCACAAACAAAUAACACUGACGGGAGUGUGUAAUUUAGCUGAGAUGAUUAUGGACAUUAUCUCAGAACAGUGAUUGGGAACACCUAUAAAGUCUGUGUGUUUGCAGGUAAAAUGGCAACACUGAAGCCGUUCUGAGUCUGACCAGUGAAGAUGGAGUGGCUUAUCCUCCUGUGUCUGUUCUCCUCCUGUCUCUCAGCUGCACACACACAGAAAUUUUGUGUUUUCCCAAAAUGGAGACCUGUUGGUUUUAAAGAUCGUGAAGAGAACGAUGUUGGAGCAGCGAUGGAUGAAAUCAUUAAGGUUAAUGAGUUUCAUGCUUCUCACAUCAACGAUGGUUCUAACAUUCUGAGAGAGGGAGACAUUGCUGUUUCCACCGGAAGGCGUAACAAAGUCUGCUUUGCACGGAGUUGUCUCUGGUCAAAGUCAGUGGAUGGAUAUGUCUACAUUGCCUACAACUUAUCACCUGAAUACUCUGAAGUAGAGACAAAUCUGAUAAAGAAAGGGAUGGAGAACAUAGAGAAAGACACCUGUGUUCGAUUUGUUCCCCGGACGCACCAGAGAGACUACAUCGACAUCCAGCAAAAGUCUGGGUGUUGGUCUUACCUUGGUUCACGUGGUGGGAGACAGACUGUUUCCCUCCAGAGCCCUGACUGCCUGCAGGUUGGAGUGAUUUCCCACGAGUUCAUGCACGCUCUGGGCUUUGUGCACGAGCAGUCUCGCUUGGACCGGGACAACUAUGUCACCAUCAUGUGGCCAAACAUUUGGAGGGAUCGUUUAAGGAAUUUUGAGAAAUUCAGGACCGACACUCUGGACCUGCCAUAUGACUAUCGCUCCAUCAUGCACUUUGGAAUGUAUGCCUACUCUCAGGAUGGAGAACCAACCAUUGUUCCUAAGAACAAGAAAAACAUAAAGCUGGGCCAGGCUACGUCUCUGAGCCACAUUGACAAGCUUAAAAUAAACAACCUCUAUAAAUGCGGUGACAGGGAUCUAUACUGACGAAACUGUGUGGACAGAAGGCAGGAGUGCACUGAGAGAUAAUCUGGGGAACGUCGACUAUAACUGGGAAAUAAUUGCAAUAAAGUUUCAUAACAAGCUUUCUGAGUCUUUCCAUGUGUCUCUGUGCUGCUGUGUGAACAUUUCAUUAUGUUGGAUGGGAGGUGAAACGUCUUGGAUAAGACGAUCUGGAUGACAGAGAACCUACACAGAAUGUAGAAUGUCAAUAGUUUAACUACUAAAAGUUCAGUAAGAAAGUUCAGAAAAAUAAUAACAUUUUAAAAUCUGGUUUCUUGUUCUAAGAAAUAUCUAAAAGGAACAAAACUGAAGUUAUACAAAACCAGUAUUUAAAAUGUAAAAGAGUGAAUUAAAUACAA
Molecule: messenger RNA, 2151 nt
Organism: Cynoglossus semilaevis (tongue sole)
Lineage: Eukaryota; Metazoa; Chordata; Actinopteri; Pleuronectiformes; Cynoglossidae
Gene: hce2l2
Product: high choriolytic enzyme 2-like 2
Exons: 9
Coding region: 932-1777 (281 amino acids)
Biological process (GO): proteolysis
Molecular function (GO): zinc ion binding; metalloendopeptidase activity
Source: RefSeq, a predicted model, not a curated record